UAGAGCAGCUCUCAGUCAGACUGAGUCAGUUUGUCAGGAGACCCCAGGAACAUGGCUUCAUCCUUCCUCUGUCUCAGCAUCCUCUUCAUCAGCUUCAGCACAGCAGAUGGAUUCAUGGAGUAUCACGUGGAUCGCUGUAACUUUAACUCCACUGAUCUGAAGGACAUCGAGUACAUCUACUCUUGUUAUUACAACAAGAUCGAGUACGCCCGGUUCAGCAGCAGUGUGGGGAAGUUUGUUGGAUUCACUAAGCAUGGAGUGUAUAACGCAGACAAAUGGAACAAUGAUCCUGCAGAGCUGAACAACAGGAGAGCUCAGAAGGAGAGGUACUGCCAUAACAACAUUGGUGUUGACUACCAGGUUGCUCUGACUAAAUCAGCUAAACCCUACGUCAAACUUCACUCCAUGACGCCUGCUUCCAGUCACCAUCCUGCCAUGUUGGUCUGCAGUGUCUAUGACUUCUUUCCCAGUAAGAUCAAAGUGAGCUGGCUGAGAGAUGGACAGGAAGUCAGCUCUGAUGUCACUUCCACUGAGGAGAUGGCAGAUGGUGACUGGUACUACCAGACCCACUCACACCUGGAGUACACACCCAGGUCUGGAGAGAAGAUCUCCUGUAAGGUGGAGCAUGCCAGCCUGGAGAAACCUCUGAUCACUGACUGGGAUCCCUCCUCAGACUCGUCCAUGCCUGAGUCAGAGAGGAACAAGCUCGCCAUCGGAGCCUCAGGACUGAUCCUGGGUCUGAUCUUAUCUCUGGCUGGAUUCAUCUACUACAGGAGGAAGGCCCGAGGUCGUAUCCUGGUUCCCACUAACUGAGGCCAUUCCUGUUCCUGGUCCUGGUUCUGUCUGAUGUUAUAAAAGCAGCUGCUUCCUGCUUUUAGCAGACUGAUAAUGAUGAUGAUGAUGAUCUCUGUCUGGACUCUGUAUCUGAUCCAGGACCAUCUCAGUGCUGCUGCUGGUUGUUGUGGUUUUACUGGGAUGGUUUUGGAUCAGGUCGAAUGUGGACUCUGCUGUUUGAUGCUUUGAUGCUUCACAUGCCCCUCUGCUGUUUAAUCCAUGUAAUAUAAUCCAUGUAGUCCAUGUCUCUGAAUGAUUUGGGUGUUUCUGCUGUUGUGAUUACCAUAGAUCACACGUUUUCACACGAGGUCAUUGUUCCAAAAUAAAUGACUAAAACUCUCA
This is a messenger RNA of Oreochromis niloticus (Nile tilapia), 1176 nucleotides long. RefSeq names its product H-2 class II histocompatibility antigen, E-S beta chain. The transcript is spliced from 6 exons. Gene Ontology annotation, cellular component: membrane; MHC class II protein complex. The record is from RefSeq and is a predicted model, not a curated record. The coding region runs from base 52 to 813 and encodes 253 amino acids. Gene Ontology annotation, biological process: immune response; antigen processing and presentation. Lineage: Eukaryota; Metazoa; Chordata; Actinopteri; Cichliformes; Cichlidae.